AUGGUGGUGUUGGUGGUGGUGCUUGUAAAGGUGGUGAUCAUGGUGUUUGGGAUGGUGAUGGUGGAAAUGGUAAUGGUGGUGAUUGUGGAAGUUAUUUGUCAUGUUGUUGCUGAUUGUAAGGCUGGCUCUAGUGGUGGUGGUGUUGGUGAUGGUGAUGGUAAUGGAAUUGGUGGUGGCGAUGGUGGUAUUGAUGGAGAUAUAGGUGCUAAUGGUGGUGAUUGUAAUGGGGAUGGUGUAGGUAGUGAUGGUGGUGGUGAUGGUGGUGAUGGUGAUUGGAAUGGUGAUCGUGGUGAUGUGGGCGAUGACGACGAUGAUGGUGAUUGA
Messenger RNA from Dreissena polymorpha, 324 nucleotides. RefSeq lists its product as uncharacterized. NCBI's taxonomy places the organism in Eukaryota, Metazoa, Mollusca, Bivalvia, Myida, Dreissenidae. The transcript has a single exon. The coding region runs from base 1 to 324 and encodes 107 amino acids. The record is from RefSeq and is a predicted model, not a curated record.